Molecule: messenger RNA, 1182 nt
Organism: Calliphora vicina (urban bluebottle blowfly)
Lineage: Eukaryota; Metazoa; Arthropoda; Insecta; Diptera; Calliphoridae
Product: lipase 1-like
Exons: 4
Coding region: 1-1182 (393 amino acids)
Biological process (GO): lipid metabolic process
Molecular function (GO): hydrolase activity, acting on ester bonds
Source: RefSeq, a predicted model, not a curated record
AUGUAUAACAAAAAGUGUAUGUUUAAUAUUUUAAUUAUUGGAACAUGGACCUUAGUUCACAGUGGUUAUAUGGAGGAUAAUUAUGCGAAAAGUGUAAUUGAAGAUGCUGAUUUGGAUACAGCCCAGCUUAUCCAUAAAUACAAGUAUCCGGUGGAAACCCAUUUUGUUACCACUAAAGAUAACUAUAUUUUAAGAGUUCAUCGCAUACCGAAACCUAAUGCUCCACCAGUAUUUCUAAUGCAUGGUUUGCAAGACAGUUCAUCUACUUGGAUUUUAAUGGGCCCCCAUAAAGCACCAGGCUAUUUCUUUUACGAUAAUGGCUACGAUGUUUGGAUGGGCAAUGCUCGUGGCAACCGUUACUCUCGCAACCACACCACUCUAGACCCUGAUAUUGAUCGAGAUUUCUGGAAAUUUUCCUGGAAUGAAAUUGGGUUUUACGAUUUAGCCGCCAUGAUUGAUUAUGUUCUGGCACAAACGGGUUAUCAGAAAACUGGCUAUUUUGGACAUUCACAGGGCACCACCUCAUUUUGGGUUCUAUGUUCCAUGCGUCCACAAUACAAUGCAAAAAUAACUAUGAUGCAUGCCUUAGCGCCAGUGGCAUAUAUGAAGCAUAUAAAAACGCCUCUGCUGGGAAUGGCCAUCAAUUUUAUUAAAGCCUCUAAGGGGCAUGUAACAGAUUUGUUGCCCCGCAAUAAUAUGUUUUAUAAAAUGUGCCUGACAUCUAAAAUGGCCGAGGAUACAUGUAUGGAUGUUUUAAAUAAAGCUCUGGGUAAAGAUGGGAAACAAACGAAUACGUCCAUGCUUCCAGCAAUUUUUGGUCAUGUGCCCGCUGGCUGUAACAUCAAACAAGUGGAACAUUAUAUGCAACUGAUAGAAAGUGAUCGAUUUUGUAACUACGAUUUCGGCUUACAAGGAAAUGUGAAACACUAUGGCCAGUCAACACCACCGGAGUAUCCGUUGAAAAAAGUCACCGCACCUGUGGGUCUGUAUUAUGCUCACAAUGAUUAUCUGUCCAGUGUGGUUGAUGUUAAGAGAUUGGCCAGAAUGCUGCCAAAUGUUGUGGAAAACUCGCUGUAUCCUUAUAAGAAAUGGAAUCAUAUGACCAUGUUGUGGGGCGUAGAUGCCAGAGAAUUGGCUCAUAAGAGAAUGUUGGAAGUGAUGAAAAAUUAUCCAUAUGAAUGA